This is a messenger RNA of Entamoeba histolytica HM-1:IMSS, 2202 nucleotides long. RefSeq lists its product as uncharacterized. The transcript has a single exon. The record is from RefSeq and is a predicted model, not a curated record. NCBI's taxonomy places the organism in Eukaryota, Evosea, Mastigamoebida, Endamoebidae. Bases 1 to 2202 code for a protein of 733 amino acids.
AUGAAUAGAAUAGUUCAUCCACUUGAGAAAGUAUUUUUAAAAACAAUUAUACAAUAUUUUACUGAUUGUUCAACAAUUCUGAAGUUCGUUUUUAUUAAUAAAAAAUGUGGAGAAGUACCUAAAAUGGUAAAAAAGAAUCCAUUCUUUUUAAAAAAAGUAGAAAGAGAUUGUAAUAGUUGUGUUAAAUUUAUAAGAGAAUUUAAAUUAUUUCCAUAUAUAGAUGUAUUAACAUUAAAUUGUAGUUAUUUUAGAACAUUUAAAACACAUCAAAUUAUGGAACAAGUUAAAUAUAUUCAUAUUAAUGAAAUACUAAUAAAAGAUAUAAAUUUUCUUAAUGGGUGUGAAAGUAAAAUACAAGAACUUGGCAUUAUUAUUGAAAAUGAAACACUUAAUUUAAAAGAAUUUAUUAAUCUUCAGAAAUUAUUUAUUAAUAUUAAAGGAAUAAUAACAAUAUCUUCUGUAUUACCAAAUAAAAAACAAAAAUUAGAAUUAAUGAAACUUGAUUUUAUGAAUAACAAUUUACCUUCUAAUAUUUCAAAUGAACUUAAAGAAUAUUCUCUAAUUAAUAAAAUUAUUAUUACAACAAAUACUAAACCAAUAGAAAAUAAUAAUAAUAAUAAAAUAAAUUUCUUUUAUGAUGGAUGGAUUGAAAAAUAUGAAACGGAUUUUAUUUGUAAAAAAAUAAGAUUUUUAUUGAAAAGAAAUGAAGAAGGAUGUGAUUUAAGUGAAUUAAAGAAAGUAAUGAAAAAGUAUUAUCCAUAUGAAAUAAAAUUAAAUAUGAAAGAUACAUUUAAUAUUAAUUGGAAAUACGAUUUAAAUGAAUUAAGAAUGUGUAAAACAUAUGAAGAAUAUUUUUAUAAACGUCAUAAAGGAGAUCAUGACUUUCAAGAUUGUAUUGAUGAAGGAUAUUCAGUUAGUGAAGAAUAUGAAAAAGAGAAACAAAUGAAAUUAAAAAAAAUUGAUGAUGAAUUUAAUGUAGAAGAAUUAGUAAAAGAAGAAAUAAAUGAAUAUGAAGAUAAAAAAUUUAAAGAAGAAACAAUAAAAAGAAGAGAAAAGAAAAAAGAAGAAGCAGAAAAAAGAAGAAAAUAUUUUCCAAUAAUUGUUAAAACAACAGACAUUGAUUUAUCAGAAUAUACACAAUUAAAAAAUAUAGAAACAAAAAGUGAUAUUAUUGGAAUUAAAGCACCUGAAAAUUAUAAAGAUGGAAUGUAUUUAAAUUUUAAUAAUUCUAAUUCUCAUUUAAGUAAGAGAGAUGAACAAAAAGUAUUUUGUUCAAUUAGAAGAAAUAUGGAUUUUUCUAAAGAAAGUUUUAUUAAUGCAAAAAUGAUUAAAUGUAAAUUACUUCAAAAAACAUUAUUUCCUUCAACUCUUAAAAGACUUACUUUAGAAGAUUGUGAAGUUGCAACUUAUAAAAAUGGAAGUUAUUUCCAAUUACCUAAAUGUGUGACAUCUUUAACACUUAAAGGAAAUAUUGAUCAACGUGCAUUACAUAUUGAACGUAUUCCAUUAAUUGAAUUACAACUCUUGGAAACUCCUUUUGUAGAAAUUAAUCCAUUUCCACAAACAUUAACAAAAAUUAAAUUAAUGGAUAUUAAUUCUUCUAGACUAAUGAACUUUAAAAAUUGUACAUUAACUUCAUUAGAAUUAGUGUCAUGUGUUAAAGCUGGUUUUGUAUUACCUAAUCUAAGAUUGUUUAGAGGAGAUAAUUCAAAUAUUUAUAUUAAAAAUAUUGACUCAAUUAAAGUAAGAAGAUGUGAAUUAUUCAGAUGUUUUGUUAAUGACCAAGACAAACUUAUUUGUGAUCAUCUUUUUAGUUUUGGAGAUAUUUGCGAUAAUCAUAACAAUCCUUUCUUUGAAACUUAUUUUGAAGAAUUACCAAUUUCUAAAUCUGUUUCUUCUUUAAAUAAAUCACCACAACUAAAUUCAUCAACAUUAUCAUUGUCUACUCUCUCUUCUUCACCUCCUAAUACCCAAAUUCAACCUCACCAACCAAAAAUAACACCUACAAACCCAUUCUCAAGAAGUGCUAUUGAUGAUUCUUCUUUUUCUAUUUUUAAUGUUAGAAAUGAAUUAACUUCUUAUCAAUUACCUCCUCCAACAAAUUCUAAUUAUUAUUCCCCAUUUACACCUUCUUCAUUGAAUUAUCAGGGAACUUAUCAACAUUACCAUUCAACUUAUUCUCCUUCUAUUCCACCAAAAUAA